GGAAACUCCAGAAGCAGAGAGACCUCAAUCAUCUGGAUUUCUGCGACAUAUACUGGAGGGAGAGAGAAUCCAAAGCCCUCCUUUGGUUUGUCUCUUCCUCUCUCUCUCCUCCCUUCUCCUACCCACCCCCUCUCUCUCGCUGUGCAGAGGAGAAAGGAAGGGGAGCAAGAACCAACACCAGCAAGAGCUGCUGCCAACCCCUGCACAGCCUGGGCGGUCAUCACUGAUUGCCCACCUAUUACCUUCCUCUUUUGUGAUUUAGAAUCACCCAUCUAUCCCUUAUAUAUCUAUCUUCUCGGUUCUCUGUGAACUCUCUUCUCUUCUAGAUUUCCCAGGCCUCAAGAUAGGCCUCUGCACCUAAGCUUGCCGAGUAGCUGCUGUUCUUGUUUUCUUGGUUUCGUAGUUCUUCGAUUUUUGGGUUUUUAGGUCUCUUGUAUCUUUCCCUAAUCUUGCAAAAUCUUGUGGAGAAGUUUGUUGUUUUGCUGUUUGGGGACCAUGGAUGAGAGGAUUCCACCGCCGUCCCCCUUGCAAUACUCGCCGUCUCCUGUUCAUUCUUCCCCCCAUCCCCUCAAUUCUCUGAGGUAUUCUUCCUCUGAAAGAGAAAGAUAUCUGGCUGAGUUGCUUGCAGAGAGGCAAAAAUUGGCCCCAUUCGUGCAAGUUCUUCCUUUCUGUACCAGGCUCUUGAACCAAGAGAUUUUGCGGGCAUCUACUAUGGGGCCUAACAAUAAUUUUGUUGAUCCUGAGAGAAUCGAGCAUGGUAGCCCAUUAAGGUUACCUGGCCACCCUGUGAAUGGUCAGCCAAUGGAUCUGGAGGGCUGGUCAGGGAUGCAAACAGAGCAAAUGGGAGUUCUACAAGCAUCAUCAAUGGGCUGGAAUGGUGCUCCUGCACUUGUGGGCACUCCUAUUGUCAAGAAAGUUGUGAGGCUGGAUGUUCCAGUGGACAAGUAUCCUAAUUACAACUUUGUUGGUCGCUUGUUGGGCCCCCGAGGUAACUCCCUGAAAAGAGUUGAAGCUUCAACACAAUGUAGAGUUUAUAUUCGAGGACGUGGUUCAGUUAAGGAUUCUGUUAAGGAAGACAAGCUGAGGGAUAAACCUGGGUAUGAACACCUCAAUGAACCACUGCAUGUGCUUGUGGAAGCAGAGUUUCCAGCAGAUAUUGUUGAUGGGCGUCUGAAUCAAGCUGUGUCCAUCCUAGAGGAUCUUCUGAAACCAAUUGACGAGUCCAUGGACUACUACAAGAAGCAACAGCUGAGGGAAUUGGCAAUUCUAAAUGGCACACUGAGGGAGGAAAGCCCAAGUCCACACCUCAGCCCUAGUGUGUCCCCCUUCAACUCCACUGGGAUGAAGCGUGCGAAAACAGGGCGGUAAUCCUGAUUCCGUAAGCUUCGCCCUCCAAAAUCAAUCAUAGUUCAAUGUCCCAUUGCAAGUUGCUGCUGCACCGCUGGAGAUGAUUGGUGAUGCAUAUGCUGGGAUCAUCAGUGCUGCUGGCCUAUGCCUGAUAUGAUCUAUGCGCUUUAUCGACAUACAACAUCUCUGUCCUUGGACUAAUGGUCUCUGUGGGCUUGUGUUUGACUCUAUUAUUAUUUAUUCUUUGUGCACCUGACUGCCUAAGUAUUAACAUUAUUGGUUUGGGUAAGUUAACAAGGCCCGGUUGGCCAGUCACUCUAGAAGCUGGGGUUCAAUGUGUCGGACAAUAAUAAGGUCUCGUUGGUGUACCAGAAGUAGUUGUAAUAUGUCAAGUGCUGAUGCGUUUGUGUGGUGCUAGUACAAGACAACCAGACAGCCAUAGUUGAGACAAUGAUUAUUUGCAUUCACAUAUAGUCGAUGUCUUUAUGCCUUGUA
Messenger RNA from Panicum virgatum (switchgrass), 1842 nucleotides. Its product is annotated as KH domain-containing protein At1g09660/At1g09670-like. The record is from RefSeq and is a predicted model, not a curated record. The transcript has 7 exons. Gene Ontology annotation, biological process: regulation of mRNA splicing, via spliceosome. Gene Ontology annotation, molecular function: mRNA binding. Lineage: Eukaryota; Viridiplantae; Streptophyta; Magnoliopsida; Poales; Poaceae. Gene Ontology annotation, cellular component: nucleus. The coding region runs from base 496 to 1368 and encodes 290 amino acids.